Molecule: messenger RNA, 1253 nt
Organism: Hyalella azteca
Lineage: Eukaryota; Metazoa; Arthropoda; Malacostraca; Amphipoda; Hyalellidae
Product: endocuticle structural glycoprotein SgAbd-2
Exons: 5
Coding region: 27-425 (132 amino acids)
Cellular component (GO): chitin-based extracellular matrix
Molecular function (GO): structural constituent of chitin-based larval cuticle
Source: RefSeq, a predicted model, not a curated record
UCGUCUGUCUGACAGAAGGCACGGAAAUGUGGAUGACACUCGUGUUCAUUUUGGCCGCCGUAUCGGCGGCACCUCAGCAGCGCCGGCGGCCAGCCACGCAAGUCCCGAUCUUGGCCGACGAUAGAAUUCACCCCGACGAGCGGGGCAACUACGCCUUCAGGUACGCGACGGGCGACGGCUCCUACCACGUGCAGCAGGGCGCUGCCUUCAACGACGGCGUCAACAGAGUGCGCGGCAGCUACUCGUACACGUCACCAGAAGGGAAGCUCGUGCAAGUAUCCUACAUCGCGGAUGAGAACGGCUUCCGUAUCGUCAAGGAUAACAAACUCCAGCCAGUCCCCUCACCCCUUCCUGAGCGAGGUGCGGGCGACGAGCACAACAGGUUCGGGCCCGUGUCCCGCUUUGCCAGCGAGCGGCCCGGGUAACGGCGGACCGUUAACGGUCUCAAAUGUACAUUUAACGGCCCGAAUAAACCUUCAACGUCCCAAAUAGACCUUCAAAGUCCCAAAAAGAUUUCUAACCUCUUAAAUAAACCUAUCACCUCUCAAAUAAACUUUUAACAUCCAGAAUAGAACUUUAACGCCACAAAUAGACCUUCAACGUCCCAAAUAUAGACUUCUAACCUCUUUAAUAGACCUUUAACCUCUCAAAUAAACUCGUAACAUCCAGAAUAGAACUUUGACGUCCCAAAUUGAGCUUCAACGUCUCAACAAAACUUUCAACGUCGCGCAUCGACAGUUAAUUGUACAUCAAUGCCAUGUGAAUGUUUGGUCAAAACUCUCGUGUACAAAAUUUAAUGAAUUGGUGUAUGCACUUGCAGGCAUAAGCAAUGUGAGGGAUUGCAUCGAAUUCGAGUUCAUUGUUUACAAUACGCCGCAAAAAUCCGCGAGAUAUGGUGCGAUAUACCUUAUAUCCAAUAGUACGUUAAACCGUAUUUUCGAUGGUGCUGUAUGUCUCAUUUCUAUUGGUAUGAUAUACCUCUUUUUUAUUGGUAGGGCAUACUAUAUUUCUAAAUAUUGCGGUAUGCAAUAUUUCCAAUUGUACGAUACACCGUAUUACCAUUAGUAUACGGCAUCAAUAUACAUGCAGUAUUUACAAUGGUACGAUAUACCGUAUUUCUGUCUGUACCGUAUACCGUACUUCCAUUGGUACAGUUUACCGUAUGAUGAUAUAUCUGAAUAUAAACAAUGAUAUAACCCAUGUAAUUAAAUAAUUGUGCAGUUUUACGUAAAAUGCAGUUUUAUAUCAUCUUC